Phanerochaete carnosa HHB-10118-sp is the source of this 1818-nucleotide messenger RNA. RefSeq lists its product as uncharacterized. Lineage: Eukaryota; Fungi; Basidiomycota; Agaricomycetes; Polyporales; Phanerochaetaceae. The transcript is spliced from 17 exons. Gene Ontology annotation, cellular component: membrane. The coding region runs from base 110 to 1762 and encodes 550 amino acids. Gene Ontology annotation, biological process: transmembrane transport. The record is from RefSeq and is a predicted model, not a curated record. Gene Ontology annotation, molecular function: transmembrane transporter activity.
CUUCAUUUAAUUUAAAUGCGACUUAGAAGCACAUCGUAGAUUACUCUUUCUCCGACUUGGCCUCGGAUGGCCGGAUACAUAUAGGUAGCGGCGGCCUCCAGUAUGCUCCAUGCUUUCGCUUUCAACCAUGAGCCAACAACACUCAACAUCUGACAAGGUGUCCGAAGAGAAGCACAAGGUCAAAGGUCCUACGUCAAUGCUCGAAGAGAGUGGGGUUGCGACAGCCAUAGACGAUGACAGUGAGCUGCUUCUCCCCGGAAUACGACAAAGAGCAGAGAAGACGCUUCUUCGCAAGCUCGAUACUCGGCUCCUACCCACUAUCGUACUGGUCUUUAUCCUCAAUUACAUCGAUCGGACAGCCAUUUCGUCAGCUCGUCUGUAUGGAAUAGAGCACGACCUACAUAUUACAGACAUUCAGUAUGAGACGGUGCUGGCCGUUCUCUAUGCGUCCUACGUCCCUGCGCAAAUCCCAUCGAACAUGAUCUUAAACCGGAUAUCACGGCCGUCAUACUAUAUUCCCGCCUGUGUCUGCAUCUGGGGCAUGACCAGUGCCUUGACUGGGGUGACGAAGAAUUAUGCAGGCAUUCUAGCCGCCCGUAUAUUCAUCGGCCUACCCGAGUCUGCGUUCUACCCAGGAGCAAUUUACCUGCUCUCUCGCUGGUACACGCGCAAGGCAUGUAUUCUGGACCUAAAAGAACUGGCCCUCCGAUCUGCCCUUCUCUACUGUGGUCUGCUGAUCUCAAACGCCUUUGGAAGCCUGAUUGCUGCCGGCAUCCUCGCGAACAUGGAAGGCAAGUUGGGUAUCAGAGCCUGGAGGUGGCUGUUUUAUAUUGAGGGUGCCAUAACCGUUCUCAUCGGCCUGCUCGCAAUUUGGACUCUGCCUGAUUAUCCACAUAAUACUCGAUGGUUAUCAAAAGCCGAACGAAGACUCGCUCAAGUUCGUCUUGCCGAGGACACUGGAGAAGCCGAUGAGGAUUCCGUCCACGACACUGCUUUGACAGGUUUAAAACAGGCAUUGCAGGAUCCGAAGGUUUAUGUCUUUGCGGUUAUGACGUGCUCGCUACUUCUAGGCUCGAGUUUCGUUAACUUCUUCCCGACACUGACCGCAACCCUGGGAUUUUCGACGACCGUCAGCCUACUCCUUGCUGCACCGCCGUGGAUCUUUGCCACGAUUCUCUGCUGCGCAAACGCAUGGCAUGCAGACCGCAGCGGCGAGCGAUUCUUUCACGUGUCGGGACCGUGGUGGAGCGUUAUGAUCGGUUACAUUAUCGCCUUGUCCACGAUGUCUGUCGGCGGCCGAUAUUUCGCCAUGUUCCUGAUGACUGGCGGAUAUGCAGGUUGGUUGCUCAUCACUCCCGUCACUCUGCUAAAAGGCUAUAUUCGCUUUUCAGGCUUCGCUCUGACGUUGGUAUGGACUGCUAACGUCGUCCCGAGACCGCCUGCCAAGCGUACGGCCGCAAUAGCUAUCGUCAACGGGAUCGGCAAUCUGGGCACCCUCAUUGGGUCAUAUGUGUGGAAGGCCGAGUGGGGCCCCAAUUAUCACCCCUCGAUGAUCAUCGGUCUGGCGUCUCUUGCUUUCAGUUCCGUCCUCGCGGUCGCAAUGCGCUGUAUGUUAGUGUCGCAGAACAAGAAGCUCGACAAGAGCGGAAUCGAAGACUUGACUGAUGCUGAGCGGGACCGGAUCGAAGAGGCGGCGAGGUUGGAGGGCCUGACUGUGGAAGAGGCUAUGGAAAGGAAGAAAGGCUUCCGGUUUCUGUACUGACCGCGUGUUGUUGUGCAUUGUGUAUCAUAGUAUACAAAUAUAUGAGUAGGAUCAUG